This is a messenger RNA of Carassius auratus (goldfish), 1621 nucleotides long. RefSeq names its product glutamate receptor 1-like. Gene Ontology annotation, cellular component: membrane. The record is from RefSeq and is a predicted model, not a curated record. Gene Ontology annotation, molecular function: ligand-gated monoatomic ion channel activity. The annotation marks the transcript as partial. The transcript has 6 exons. Lineage: Eukaryota; Metazoa; Chordata; Actinopteri; Cypriniformes; Cyprinidae.
GAAUCACCGUAUGUCAUGCUGAAGAAGAACCACGAGCAGUUUACAGGAAAUGAUAAGUAUGAAGGUUACUGUGUGGAACUGGCAGCUGAGAUAGCCAAACACGUGGGGUACCACUACAUACUCAAGAUAGUGGCUGAUGGGAAAUAUGGAGCCAGAGAUCCUGAGACCAUGAUGUGGAAUGGGAUGGUGGGAGAGCUUGUCUAUGGUAAAGCUGACGUAGCCGUGGCCCCACUGACCAUCACCCUGGUCAGGGAGGAAGUCAUUGAUUUCUCCAAGCCCUUCAUGAGCCUCGGCAUCUCCAUCAUGAUCAAAAAGCCCACUAAGUCCAAGCCUGGUGUGUUCUCCUUCCUGGACCCUUUGGCCUAUGAGAUCUGGAUGUGUAUUGUGUUCGCCUACAUCGGUGUGAGCGUGGUCCUUUUCCUAGUCAGCCGCUUCAGUCCCUACGAGUGGCACGCAGAUGACUGCGAGGAUGGAGCAGAGCAGAACCCUAACCAACCCUCCUCCUCGUCCGCUCAACCGGGUCAGGGCCAGCAGAACCAGAACCAGCAGAGUCAGGAGCAGACCAACGAGUUUGGCAUCUUCAACAGUCUCUGGUUCUCACUGGGAGCUUUCAUGCAGCAGGGCUGUGAUAUUUCCCCCAGGUCUCUCUCUGGCCGUAUCGUGGGUGGUGUGUGGUGGUUCUUUACUCUGAUCAUCAUCUCCUCAUACACAGCCAACCUAGCUGCUUUUCUCACAGUAGAGAGGAUGGUGUCACCCAUCGAGAGUGCAGAGGAUCUGGCCAAACAGACUGAGAUUGCUUACGGGACUCUAGAUGCCGGCUCCACCAAAGAGUUCUUCAGGAGGUCAAAGAUUGCAGUCUUUGAGAAGAUGUGGUCUUAUAUGAAGUCUGCAGACCCCUCAGUGUUUGUGAAAACCACAGAUGAAGGAGUUAUACGGGUGAGGAAAUCCAAAGGGAAGUAUGCCUACCUGCUGGAGUCCACCAUGAACGAGUACAUCGAGCAGCGCAAACCCUGUGACACUAUGAAGGUCGGAGGAAACUUGGACUCCAAAGGCUACGGCAUCGCCACCCCCAAAGGAUCCCCUCUCAGAAUCCCAGUUAACCUAGCGGUGUUGAAACUCAGUGAGCAAGCCGUCUUAGACAAACUGAAAAACAAAUGGUGGUACGAUAAGGGGGAGUGUGGAAGCAAGGACUCCGGAAGAAAGGACAAGACCAGUGCUCUUAGCCUCAGCAAUGUGGCUGGGGUUUUCUACAUUUUGAUCGGCGGUCUGGGUCUGGCCAUGCUGGUGGCCCUGGUGGAGUUCUGCUACAAGUCCAGAACAGAGUCCCACAGAAUGAAGGUGUCCGCGCGGGCCGCUCAGGCCUUUCACUGCACCGCCUUAGACAGCAGCUACACUGAGCUGCAGAGUUACGGCCUGUACGGUGCCGACACUGUUAAGAUAUAAAGCACUCUGGGGUAGGAACCUUGAGUACUGCGGAGAACUAGGCCACAUCCUGCCCACGUAGCAGCCUGACCUGCCCCCCAUCUAACAAUCGCCAGAUUCAAAGCUUCUGCUGCCCACUUUCAAUAUCAUCCGUUUCUCCACACCUCUUCUUUUUCUGUCUCUUACACUUCUAUUUUAA